Messenger RNA from Haemonchus placei, 255 nucleotides. NCBI's taxonomy places the organism in Eukaryota, Metazoa, Nematoda, Chromadorea, Rhabditida, Trichostrongylidae. The record is from the annotation of a GenBank genome assembly.
AUGUCAGUAUUCCCUGCUUCUCCCACAGAGAAUCUACGUGCGCCAGAUCCAUUGGAACCGAGUUUACCUCACUGUGAUGCUAGACAAUGCAAAAUCGAGGAGAUCCAUGAAGACGACGUCAUCUACAGUACAAUAAUGUUGAAAACCUUGGAAACCGUAACUACAAUAACCGUGUUAGCCGUAAGCUCAUUCCUACUCGUGGUUCUACUCAUUGGACAUCGCCGUUUCACCGUGAGUCCAGUAAAGAGCCUCUGA